Messenger RNA from Peronospora matthiolae, 2268 nucleotides. Lineage: Eukaryota; Oomycota; Peronosporomycetes; Peronosporales; Peronosporaceae. The record is from the annotation of a GenBank genome assembly.
AUGCCGACCACGGAGAAGAACAGCGGCCACCGCCGCGUGAAGCAGAUGCAGGGGCUGCUGCUGCUCUCGCGCCUAGACGGGGCUCCUGCCCGUCGUCCGCCCAAGGCCAAGCCCCAGCGCAUGACGGUUCUGCUCCAGCCGCAGCUGCAGCAGCUCGUGUACUCGUCCCGGGCGGACCAGGACAUGCUGCAGCCAUUGGGACGCGUCUGUUUGCGGGACGCGAAGCUAGAGCAGCUGUCGGACGGGUUCAUUAUCCACGAGGCACGUGGGGGGCUCUGCAAGAUGCUCAAGCUGCAAGAUAAUGACAAAGCCACGACGGACGCGUGGUUCUUUGCAGUCUACUCGGCUAUUACAGAGCCUAAACGUCCUACUGUUCGCUGUGGUGGCGGUGACGACGUGGGGUACAAGUUCGCGGUUGUGCUUGCGUCUAGUAUGCGCGACGAACACACGGACGGGAUGGAAUUUGAACUGUUGUGUCGACUGGUGCUGCCAGCGCAUGAGCGGAAUGAAAAGUCUAGUGUUCAGUGGAGUGUCUGGAAAACAUUGGCGGAGCUGCAAAGAUUUGAUGAUGAGCUGCGCGUGUCGUUUGGUGCACACAUGACGCAGAUAGCGGUGCCAAGAGACCGCCGACGGGACUCGCUAUUUGGAGGGAUGCGGAAGAAGUCAUUGCGGGAGCUGAAAGAGCAACAGCUGGCGCUGUAUGUCGAACAGGUCUUUCGGAUGCCAGAAAUGUCGACAGAACCUGUACUACUUCAUAAAGCGAGACAGUAUCUAGGCUUCGACUCGUUCUUCGAGCUCAUGACACCGUUGUCAAGUGUAAAUGACGCUGAGCUCGUAGACCCGCCCGUGAGUGCUGAUUCACGUGCGUUACUCUUCGCCGAUACUGACAGCACGAACAAUGUAUCGGAGCAGUCCACGCUGCCCGAUGAGCCGGAAGAGGAGGUUGACCCUCCAGCGAGGUUUACGGGUCAGGCACCAUCCCGUCGAUACUCGAGUACGGGUGUCACUUUUACACCCCCAGUAUCACUGAAAAGUAGUAGCUCGGCUGCGCUCGAGGACGAUGAGAUUGUGGAAGUUGUUCCGGAAGUUGAUUUAAGAGCAGCGAAAAAGCUCCACAAGAAGAUCAUCCAGACUGUCCGAGAGCUCGUUGCAAAUGACGAAGAGCGUGUGCAGGCGUUCCAGGACCAGACGAAAGAUUUUGGUCGCGAGAGAACGUCUGCUAAGGAAUAUUGUGCUUUUCUAGUUGGGGCAGUUGGGGCUCAGGAGUGCUGUAAGCUUGUCUUAGAAAUGGCGCGACUUCUUCCUGAUGAAGCAAAGAGAAAUGAGCUGAUGCAAGCACGGGCAGUUAUCUGGAGGCGAACGCACAGACGACACCGUAGACGCUCGAAGCAGAUUUCAGAGAGUGUAGUGAUGAAAAAGUCAAAGGAGGAGCAACAGUUGGCUGAGACUGCGCUUGGCAAAAUGCGUCCGAAGUCUGACAGCUUUAGUACCAUAAACAGGGACGCUGAGCGUGUGCAGUCUACGCGUAUUACAAGUGCGAAGGUGAUGGAUGAACGGCUGGCGCCGGCGAUCGGUAGCGAGUUGAACGUCUUUCCAAGCAAGAGCAUGCAACCAAACUCUGCGCAUCGCAUUCGACUGGCUGAUCCGCGACGUCACCUGAAUCGAAGGGCGUCGUUCAAUACGAUAUUUGGAGAGACGUUGGAAACGGACCCGAUACAGGAAGAGAAUCCGGCUGACAAUGAGUCUGAUGAUGACAGUGACGAUGGACACGUAGAUGAACGACCACAGGCUGUGAUUAAGGACACUUUGUCGGCAGAAAGGAAGUUAUCGAUGAGCAAGCCUCUGGUCCUCAGAAGGCGCAACUCUUCGUUUUUGGACGAAGAUGAUGAAGACGAAAGCACCGAAGACGAUGAAGAGAAUUGUAGCACAAGGCGUGCUUCUCGUUCUCACAACAGCCGCCACCGUCAACAGAGCGCAGAGGAGGGCAGCAGUCUUGAGAAACGGGUUGUAACAGAGAGCUCGUCAUCUCACGAGGGGUUGGCACGAAUGCGGUCCCGCCAGAGCUCAUUGUUUGUUGGUGAGAGCGUCGAAGACUGCAGUGCAGACGAAGGAGACGACAGCCUCAGUCGGUUCCGCAGGAGCCAGCGUCACGCGAGCCGAAAAUUUGACGAGGAAGCCAAAUUGGGACCAGUGCUUGAGGAGGAAAACCCGGUGCUGGCGCGUCUGAAGAAACAAGGAGCAGUGAAUUUCAUGAUGCAGCUCCGCUGA